Juglans microcarpa x Juglans regia is the source of this 2219-nucleotide messenger RNA. Its product is annotated as ankyrin repeat and death domain-containing protein 1B-like. The record is from RefSeq and is a predicted model, not a curated record. Gene Ontology annotation, molecular function: protein binding. The transcript is spliced from 3 exons. Lineage: Eukaryota; Viridiplantae; Streptophyta; Magnoliopsida; Fagales; Juglandaceae. Bases 412 to 2157 code for a protein of 581 amino acids.
CCGUCACCUUCAUUACAUUAUCCUUCUAUGCUUUCAAUCCAACCUUUUCACUUCCAUACAAAAACACCCUCCAAAAAUCUGCGAUCAGGGUGGUCGUUCUCGUUUUGUUAUCUUGUGACAGAUACUUUGGCCUCCAUGUGUACCGUUCACACAUUCCUAAAGCCCGUUGUUUUUCUCUUUGUUUUCUUGGCUUCAUUUGGUUGGUAAUGGCCAUCUUUGCUUCCUCUUUAUAACUCCCAUUCUCGUAUCCAUUGUUCUUGUUGCAAAUAUCUAGUGGGUUUUCUUUUCGUUUUCUCAAUCAAUAUCAAACGGGUUCUGUUUGUUAUAGUUUGAUUCUUUUCCGGAAUUCCCCAUCUCAAAGAAUCAAUUUCUUUGCCUCUAUAAUCAUCCUUUGGUCAAUUCCAGUUUGCAAUGCCGCCUUCGUACUUCCCUCUUAGGUGGGAGAGCACCGGAGACAAGUGGUGGUAUGCUUCUCCCAUUGAUUGGGCAGCUGCCAAUGGCCUCUAUGAACUGGUCAGGGAGCUUCUCCACCUUGACUCCAAUCUCCUCAUUAAGCUCACCUCCCUUCGUCGAAUCCGCCGCCUUGAGACAGUCUGGGACGAUGAAGCUCAGUUCGAAGAUGUUGCCAAAUGUCGCUCUCAUGUUGCUAGAAAACUCCUCCUCGAUAGUGAAACAAAGAGGGGUCAUAACUCUCUCAUUAGAGCUGGCUAUGGCGGUUGGCUUCUGUACUCUGCUGCCUCUGCUGGGGAUGUGGAUUUUCUCACGGAAUUGCUAGAGAGAAACCCUCUUCUUGUCUUUGGAGAAGGAGAAUAUGGGGUUACCGAGAUAUUCUAUGCUGCAGCAAAGAGCAAGAAUUCUGAGGUUUUCAGACUGUUGCUUGAUUUUGCAUUUUCACCAAGGUGUUUCCUUAACAGUGGAGGUGAAUUUGAGGUGCAGUUGGGUAAUAUUGGCGCAGAAUGUUGGGGGGAGAUGAUGAACCGGGCUGUUCAUGCUGCAGCUAGAGGAGGGAAUUUGGAGAUGUUAAGGCUGCUUCUUGAUGAUUGUUCUGAUGUUUUAAUGUAUAGGGAUGCUCAGGGAUCUACAAUCUUGAAUACAGCCUCUGGCAGAGGGCAGGUUGAGGUAGUAAAGGAUCUAGUAGCAUCCUAUGAUAUUAUCACCUCUACAGAUAAUCAAGGGAAUACAGCACUACAUGUGGCUGCUUACAGGGGUUACUUACCCGUGGUAGAGGCCCUGAUUCUAGCAUCUCCAUCACUAGCCUCCUUAACAAACAACUAUGGAGAUACUUUUCUACACAUGGCAGUGGAUGGUUUCCGGACCCCGAGUUUCCAAAGACUGGACCGGCAUAUUGGCCUCAUGAAGCAGUUGUUAUGUGGUAAGAUCGUGAACAUGGAAGACAUCAUCAAUGUCAGGAACAAUGGCGGAAGAACUGUGCUUCACAUGGCAGUAACUGAAAAUGUUCAAUCUAAUCUGGUUGACCUACUCAUGACUGUCCCAUCUAUCGGGUUGAACAUCCAGGAUGCCCAUGGGAUGACCCCUCUGGAUACUCUCAAGCAAAGGCCAAGAUCGGCAUCUUCUGAUAUUGUAAUAAAGCAGUUGAUUUCUGCUGGGGGGAUCUCCAACUGUGAGGAUCAUAGGGAAAGAAGCGCCCUUGUUUCCCAACUAAAAAUGCAGGGUGUUGGGAACAGAACUCCUGGAACUUGUUUCAGAGUCCCUGAUUCAGAGAUAUUAUUAUGCAUUGAUCAGUCGAGCAAUAAGAAGGCAGGUUCUGUAAAUUAUGGUGCAGGGCGCCUGAAGCUCCUGCUCCAGUGGCCCAGCAGAAAAGAGAAGAGUGCUGCUGGCAGCAGAGAGUUUAGAGAUGAUGAUAAUUCUCUGGAAUCAUCGUUCAGUAGAUCUAGAAACAUGGAAGAUAGUCUAAUCCCACUUCGGCAGAAGUACUCACAAUCAUCAUCCUUUCCAAACAAUCAUACAAGGACAUUUUCUCUUGUGGGUGAUCAUCCAAGCCCAUCCUCCAAAAAAAACUACAGACUGAGUUCCUUCGAUAAGAGGUUGAUGAACCAGCACUUCUGUUUUGGUGCUCAAGGCCUUGCUGUGGAAGAUUCAGUUCGCUGUGUGCAGCCAGAUAAGAAUCACAUGCGUUCAAGCUCUCUAGUAGCUUGAUUUGACUGUAUUAAGUACUACAACAGACAAAAAAUUAUACAAAAGUAAAUUCACAAGCUGAC